GUUGUAUGGACUGAAGAUUGCCAGAAAGCGUUCGACAGUAUCAAAGAGUACUUGUUAGAACCACCAAUAUUGAUUCCUCCAGUUGAAGGAAGACCAUUAAUCAUGUACCUUACCGUGUUAGAAGAAUCCAUGGGUUGUAUGCUUGGACAACAAGAUGAAACCGGUAAGAAGGAGCAUGCCAUCUAUUACUUGAGUAAGAAAUUCACAGACUGUGAGUCUCGUUACUCCAUGCUCGAAAAAACGUGUUGUGCUUUGGCUUGGGCUUCAAAACGUCUCCGCCAAUACAUGAUCAACAAUACUACUUGGUUAAUCUCCAAAAUGGAUCCGAUCAAGUACGUCUUUGAAAAGCCUGCCUUAACAGGAAGGAUUGCCCGAUGGCAAAUGCUGUUAUCCGAAUAUGACAUUGAAUACCGUGCUCAAAAAGCGGUCAAAGGAAGCAUUCUCGCCGAUCAUUUGGCGCAUCAACCAAUUAAUGAAUAUCAAUCUCUCAAGUUUGACUUUCCUGAUGAAGAUGUCUUAUACUUGAAGAUGAAAGAUUGUGACGAACCGUUACCUGAAGAAGGUCCUGAUCCUGGAUCAAGAUGGGGCCUAAUUUUUGAUGGAGCAGUAAACGCUUUUGGCAAUGGAAUUGGGGCAAUCAUCAUCACUCCCAAGGGUACUCAUAUCCCGUUCUCCGCCAGACUGCUAUUUGAUUGUACCAACAACAUCGCAGAAUAUGAAGCUUGUAUCAUGGGUCUCGAAGAAGCCAUUGACUUAAGGAUCAAGAUCCUCGACAUAUAUGGAGAUUCAGCCCUCGUGAUCAACCAAAUCAAAGACAAAUGGGAAACUUACCACCCUGGCUUGAUUCCUUACAGAGAUUAUGCAAGACGUCUGUUGACUUUCUUCAACAAAGUUGAGUUGCAUCAUAUACCUCGAGAUCAGAAUCGAAUGGCAGACGCCUUGGCUACUCUAUCUUCCAUGUUCAAAGUCAAUCAUUGGAACGAUAUGCCUACAGUCAGAAUCACGCGCCUUGAAAGGCCCGCUUAUGUGUUUGCAACUGAAGCAGUCAUCGAUGAUAAACCGUGGUUCCACGACAUCAAGCGCUUCCUUCAAACUCAAGAGUACCCGCUUGGGGCAUCAAACAAAGAUAAGAAAACUCUAAGGAGGCUUUCUGGCAGUUUCUUCGUGAAUGGAGAUGUGCUAUACAAAAGAAACUUCGACAUGGUUUUGCUCAGAUGUGUGGAUAGACACGAAAGACAACAACAACAAAGUCCCAAUUCAGCAACAACCACAGUUGCAAUAAAGGUUCAGAGACACAACAAUUAG
This is a messenger RNA of Vicia villosa (hairy vetch), 1305 nucleotides long. RefSeq lists its product as uncharacterized. The transcript is spliced from 2 exons. The record is from RefSeq and is a predicted model, not a curated record. The annotation marks the transcript as partial. NCBI's taxonomy places the organism in Eukaryota, Viridiplantae, Streptophyta, Magnoliopsida, Fabales, Fabaceae. Gene Ontology annotation, molecular function: RNA-DNA hybrid ribonuclease activity; nucleic acid binding.